AUGGCCCAGGAGAACCCCAAGAUGCACAACUCGGAGAUCAGCAAGCGGCUCGGGGCCGACUGGAAGCUGCUGAGCGACGCCGAGAAGCGGCCCUUCAUCGACGAGGCCAAGCGGCUGCGGGCCGUGCACAUGAAGGAGUAUCCGGAUUACAAAUACCGGCCCCGGAGGAAGACCAAGACCUUGCUGAAGAAGGACAAAUAUUCGCUGCCCGGCAACCUGCUGGCCCCGGGGGGGGGCAACGCGGUGAGCAGCCCCGUCGGGGUGGGGCAGAGGAUUGACACUUAUGCCCACAUGAACGGCUGGACCAACGGAGCUUACUCCCUGAUGCAAGACCAGCUGGGCUACAGCCAGCACCCGGGCAUGAACAGCCCGCAGCUGCAGCAGAUGCACCGCUACGACAUGACGGGCCUGCAGUACAGCCCCAUGAUGUCCACGGCCCAGACCUACAUGAACGCCGCCUCCACCUACAGCAUGUCCCCCGCCGCCUACGGCCAGCAGCCCUCCACGGCCAUGAGCCUGGGCUCCAUGGGCUCCGUGGUGAAAUCCGAGCCCAGCUCGCCGCCUCCGGCCAUCACUUCCCACUCGCAGAGGGCCUGCCUGGGAGACCUGCGGGAUAUGAUCAGCAUGUACCUGCCCCCCGGGGGGGAUGCCACAGACCCUUCCGCCCUGCAGGGCAGCAGGUUACACAGCGUCCACCAGCACUACCAGAGUGCCGGGACUGGCGUGAAUGGCACCGUACCACUGACUCACAUAUAAACCUGACUGCUCCGGACGGCUCCCCGUCUAAAUCCCUUACCCCACCACCGCUCCCUGACUACACCGGGAUGCACGGCAGUGUUGCUCGGCUUAGCGGACUUAAUACUAACUUUGGAGAAAUUUUAAAAGGAAAUCCGUUAGUUGUGUUUUUUUGUUUUGUUUUUUUGUUGUUGUUGUUGGGGUUUUUUUGAAGGAAAAUAAUAUUUGAGCAAGCUGUUAUUUUAAUAGACCCAACUCCUGCCUCCUAAAAGCCGCUGUGAAGUUUUCAAACCACGGCAACUUCUUUCCUGGUUUCGGCUAGGUUGGGCACUGUUUUAUUCGCUUGAAAGUUUUUAUAAGUUCUUGCAUCUUCCAGUUUGAUUUCUAGCGUUGCAAUGACAUAAAAAACAAAAACCGCGGGCUUUUGUUUUUAAACUCGGUUGUUCACAUAUCGUUGUUGUUUAUUAAGUGUUUUGUUACCGACCCUCGCUUGAUUUCUACCCACAAUCUGUAGCUUUCACGACUUUUUAAAAGGGGGAGGUGGGAGAGAGCAGAGCUGUGCGGGUCGCAAACGCAUUUCUUUUAUUUAUAGUAAGUUGUAUGUCUUGGUUUUUCUUAAGCUGUAAACUUAUGUAAAUCGGUUUGUGAAUUUUACUGUGAACUAUGUUUUGACAUAUCGGAUGAAGAAACGUUUCAGUUUUGUUACCGGAUUCCUUCCAAGCAAAUAAGUCAUCGAAAUACCCCCUUCCCUGUUCCUAGCCCUCGUUUUGCUUCCUUCUUCCAAACGAAGAGAGAUCAAUAAAUUUU
Messenger RNA from Manacus vitellinus (golden-collared manakin), 1542 nucleotides. Its product is annotated as transcription factor SOX-3. Gene Ontology annotation, molecular function: DNA-binding transcription factor activity, RNA polymerase II-specific; RNA polymerase II cis-regulatory region sequence-specific DNA binding. NCBI's taxonomy places the organism in Eukaryota, Metazoa, Chordata, Aves, Passeriformes, Pipridae. Gene Ontology annotation, biological process: anatomical structure morphogenesis; cell differentiation; regulation of DNA-templated transcription. The coding region runs from base 1 to 756 and encodes 251 amino acids. The transcript has a single exon. The record is from RefSeq and is a predicted model, not a curated record.